Symbiodinium pilosum is the source of this 1035-nucleotide messenger RNA. The record is from the annotation of a GenBank genome assembly. Lineage: Eukaryota; Dinophyceae; Suessiales; Symbiodiniaceae.
AUGAUCUGCGACUUGGUUAUGCCCAACGUGCCAAAGGUGCAGGAGAUUGCCAAGGACUGCUGCGUGAUUGCGAAGCACUCUGAUUGCAGAUGGGGAUGCGUCAGUCCUCGUCACCUCCUCUCUCGCGCGGCCGCUCGCGUGAGCGUGGUGCACCUCCAGCCUCUGGUCCCCACACGCGACUUCCCGCACUUCUCCAACACAAAGGCCUGUGUGGAUGCCAUCGCUGCAAAGACUGGCGAUGACGGGAACGCGGAGACCUAUUUCUUGCUGGAUCGCUUCCAGCACGAGUUUCUACAGGAGAGGCUCUCGGCCUGGUAUGCUGAGCUGGGAGUGUCCAUGAUCCGGUUCGAGGAGGACCUGCUGCCUAUGCUCCGCGGAGAGCGGAAGGAAGUCCUGAUCGUGAACACAUGCUGCCCUGAACUGGUGCCAGCGGUUUCCGAUGCAGGCCCUCACGUCCACGAUGUGGGUCCCCUGGCGGAUCGCCUGAUCCCAGCAGGCUGGGAGCCACCAGCAGGUCUGGAGACGUUUCUUCAGGCGUCUGCUCAGCCGCCGGUGUGUGUCGGUUACGGCUCCAUGCCCUUUGACAAGGCCACCAUGGUCGUAGAUGCGCUACAGGGCGCCGGGGAGAGGGCUGUUUUUGUGGGCGAUGCUCUCAAGUGCGAGGAGGAUGAGUGGGUCUCUGCUAACAUCUUCCAAGUCUCCUCAGUGCCGUACCCCUGGCUCCUUCCACGCUGCAGCAUGAUGCUCAGCCACGGGGGCGCCGGCGUGGUGAACUCAACGCUUCGCGCGGGGAUUCCGCCGGUGAUCUCUCCUCUUCUGGGCGAUCAGUUCCUGUACGCGAGUCUGCUGGAAAAGCUGGGCUUGGGCACUCAGGCCGGCGAAAUGAAAACCAUUACGGUUGAGGAGGUGGCUUCGGCCAUCCACAAGGCAAAAACUUGCCGCGAAGCCGCUCGUGCAGCUGGAGAGGCGCUGAAGGCUCGCAGCUAUGGCCCCGAGGUCUUCACCAAGGUCCUGGUCGAAGCGGCAGCUGCCUGA